UGAUGAUCAUCUCAGAGUAGUAAACUUUUCAAGAACUAUUUGUUGUUAUUCAUUAUUAUUUAUUGUUAAAGAACUGGGUCAAUUCCAUAUCAUAUUAAUUCAUAUCAUAUAAUUCAUACAGUAGCAUAAUGGUUCAGCAAAGACCUCUUGAUCUCAGUCAACCAUUAGACCAAAAUGCCAGUCCUAAAUUGGAAAAGGUUCCUUUAACUCCAGAAUUAAUUGAAUCAGCAUUAGUAUUACAUGGAGAUUAUUAUGGUCAAUCUCAAAGUCGAUUAAAUAGAUUUUUAUUUUGGCAUCCAGUUUCAUUAACUAUUUAUAGCAUUGUUUUCCCUAUUGCCUUAGCUUAUGGAUUAUGGGAUUAUAUCACUAUUUCCGAUUCUAUUGGAGAAUUCUUUUAUUAUUUUGCAAGAUCAACUGAUCCAUUUUUUGAAAUUUUAGGUGUAUUACCUGCUAUAGUUAUAACUUUAGGAAUUAUAGGUUUAAUUUCAUAUUUAAUUAGUGAUGAUAUAAAGACUGUUUCUGAUGAAUUACCAAAACAAGAAUAUGCUAAACAAAUCUUUGGGUUUGAUAUUAAAUUAUUUUCAUGGUUAGAUCCUACUGUUAAUAAAGAAAAAUCUGAUAUUGAAUUAUUAGCUCUUGGUAACAAUACUCAAUUCAUUAUUUAUCGUGAAUCUCCAAUUGCUGUUUGUACAAUUAAUCCAGAUUAUGAAAAUUCAACUGAAAAGGAAUUUAUUGUUAGACUUACUGGUUUACAUAUUAGAAAAGUAUUCCAAAAAGUUGAUUUCGAUGAUUUAUUAUUGGAUUGGGCUAUUAUAAGAUCUCGUGAAUUAUUUAAACCAUUUUCAAAGAAAUUAAAGAUUAAGAACAUUGAGGAAUCUAAAAUCACAAUUACUACUAAGGCUUAUACUUUCAAUAAGCAACAAAUUGAUAUUUUAUUAAAGAAAGAUUUUGUUGAAGUUGACAGUACUAUAGAUUUGAAUCCAUUUGUUAAACUGAAAUAUAGUUCCAUCCAAAAGGCUGUCUAUAAAUAUUUAAACAUUGGUAUUAAAACUUUUGCAUUUUCAUUUAUUCCAAAGAGUGAGGAUGAAGAUUUAUUAAUUAAAUUAGGUCAAGAUGCUGUUCUUAACGAUGCUGAAGUUGUUGGUAAAGAAUCCAAUAAGAAGAGUUUGAGAAAGAGACAUUAAACUAUCAAGUUAGUAAUAAUAAGAAUAAGAAUAAUAAUAAUAAUAAGAAAUAUUAAUAUUAAUAAUAAUAUAAUACAUUAAUUAACUACUUAUAAUGAAGUGAAAU
Molecule: messenger RNA, 1290 nt
Organism: Scheffersomyces amazonensis
Lineage: Eukaryota; Fungi; Ascomycota; Pichiomycetes; Serinales; Debaryomycetaceae
Gene: PHO86
Product: Pho86p
Exons: 1
Coding region: 129-1184 (351 amino acids)
Source: RefSeq, a predicted model, not a curated record